AUGUCAAACACAGACGUCUUGGGCCCGGAUCGCAUCCUCGGUCUGGCAGCCAAAGCUCUCGGUGACGGGCAGCCGAGUCUCCAUAAACCCGCUGAAGCUAUCGCACUAAUCGGUCAUGCCUGCAUGGCAGCAGUGGACUUCAGAUUAGUGGGGCUUGGAGAGGAUCAUAGUCUACAAUCAUCAACAGAGAGUCCCACCCUCCCCGCAGAAUGGAACGCUAAUGAUACCUUUGCCUUUCGCUACGCACACGCACAGUCCUCCAUGCAGUACUUGCUCAAAGUGAGCCGACUUGGUAAUAAUGCGGUGGUAUUUGCACUGGCUUUGGGCGACGAUCGCACCAGCUCCUUCGAUCUUCCUACCAAAGAUUACAUCUCCGGAUCUUCUCUCCCAUUGCAGCCCACGGACAAGCUCACAGAUGCCCUACGCGAGGUUUUCAUCUCUCCGGCUCGACUGAGCGAUCUCAUCGGGCUUUUCAAGAUUAAUGUGAUCCAGAAACUAGCUCCCGGCUUGCACAAGGAAGGCUAUGAGGAUCCAGCUCGAGCACCUAGAGAACAAGCGGAAACUAGUCGGCUCCGCGAUCGCCUCCGAGAUGACUCCCCUCCCCAACCUGCUCGUCCAUACCCAUUCGAUGAUCCUUUGGCUGCCGCUCCUCGUCGACCCGACCCACCUGGUGACUUUGCCCCGCCAGGAUUCGAAGAUGAGUACGAAAUAAAUCGCCCCCCGAGAGGAUACCCUCCUGGCUUCCCUGGCGGAAGAAGCCCAUACAAUAUUGGAGACCGUGAUCUGUAUCCCGCGGGCCUUGGACCCGAUGAUCCGCUCCGGGGCACCAUGGGUCCUGGCUUCAGAGGUGGUGGUGGCAUGCAUCCGACGUUCGACGAUCCUCUUUUUGGGGGAUCUGGUGGAGUGGGUGGUUAUGACCCCCGUGCACCACCUGGAGCCAGAUACGAUCCUCCUUGGCCAGGACAGCCACCGACGGGCGGUAAUCGAGGACCGUUUGGUCGAGGUCCGGGUGGAGGCUUUGGAGGUGGGUUCGGCGGCGAUAUUAUCUGA
This is a messenger RNA of Penicillium maclennaniae, 1050 nucleotides long. Its product is annotated as proteasome inhibitor PI31 family protein. Gene Ontology annotation, biological process: proteasome-mediated ubiquitin-dependent protein catabolic process. Gene Ontology annotation, molecular function: proteasome binding; endopeptidase inhibitor activity. The record is from RefSeq and is a predicted model, not a curated record. Lineage: Eukaryota; Fungi; Ascomycota; Eurotiomycetes; Eurotiales; Aspergillaceae. The transcript has 2 exons. Bases 1 to 1050 code for a protein of 349 amino acids.